Messenger RNA from Pygocentrus nattereri (red-bellied piranha), 1032 nucleotides. RefSeq names its product BRICHOS domain containing 5 (gene bricd5). The record is from RefSeq and is a predicted model, not a curated record. Gene Ontology annotation, biological process: regulation of cell population proliferation. Lineage: Eukaryota; Metazoa; Chordata; Actinopteri; Characiformes; Serrasalmidae. The coding region runs from base 36 to 725 and encodes 229 amino acids. The transcript has 6 exons.
GACAGGGACUGUGAGGUGAAACAACUGGAUGCAGAAUGGUGGGGUGUUGGAAGCGCUCAGAAACCAGUUUGGAGGAUCCACAAUGCAUGCAUUGUGGCCCCAUAGACUCCUCCAGGUUUCCUCACAGAGUGUUCUGGGGCAGCCUCACUGCCACAGUGCUCAUCAUUAUCAUUGCCCUCAUCGUCAGUGGGAAGGUAGCUCUUCAGCCAGAAACAGAGUCUUCGUUGCAGGUUGUCCGAAUCACAGUUCCUGAUGCCCCUGCUUCUUUGAUCAAUCAGUCUGCCUUAGUGGACAAACACAACAAUAUAGUGACCUAUUAUGUGACCUCGCAAACCAACCACACCUCUACAGUACUGUUUGACAUCAAUCAUGGGUUAAUAUGCUACAAGCCUGACGACCAGGAUACCUGUUUUCUUCGCCAAAUGGAGACAUCAGAUUAUGAAAACAUGCAUGUUCUCCUCAAUGAGUCACAGCAACAGAUGAGUCAGGUUUGGCUGGUGGGAAAUGAGACUCAGAGACACACUGAGUUUCUGGGCGUUUUGGCAGGUAGUCAUGUGAAAGCCUCAACACUCCAGGAGCCACUGCACACCCUCUGUCAGCAAGGACCUGUGUACUGGACAAGGAAAGCUGAUGGUCCCAAGGAAAGAUUAAUUUACUUCUGCAUUGACAUCUGCUUCCCCAGCAACGUUUGCGUGUCUGUGUGUUUCUACUACCUGCCAGAAUGAGCCUCCGUUCUAAGAGCGUGUGAACACAGUGGGGGGAUACACGGUCCCUCUCUCAGACUUUGAUAAGGAGGAGACUCUUAUGUUGUCAUUGCUGAGAGAAAGUGGAGAUGCUGCUCACGAAACACAGACUAUUACUCUGACAAGGCAAUCAGAAGCAUCCUGUUAUGUUAUCUGCAAAGUCCUAUUCAUCACUUUUUCCUGAAGAUGUUUCCAUUUUAUUCAACUCAAACACUCAUUGCUGCUUGUAUUUCUUGUAACCUGAUGCAGAUGAGUAACUGAAAGCACUGUUGGUCUACAAUAAAGUACC